Molecule: messenger RNA, 1518 nt
Organism: Peromyscus eremicus (cactus mouse)
Lineage: Eukaryota; Metazoa; Chordata; Mammalia; Rodentia; Cricetidae
Gene: Esam
Product: endothelial cell adhesion molecule
Exons: 7
Coding region: 123-1307 (394 amino acids)
Biological process (GO): homophilic cell-cell adhesion
Cellular component (GO): adherens junction; plasma membrane
Molecular function (GO): cell-cell adhesion mediator activity
Source: RefSeq, a predicted model, not a curated record
GGAGCCACCCUUGCCAGUAGCCCGGGUCCUGUGCACACUGGAGUUGCCGCCGCCGCUCACCACAGCACCUGUAGGCAGUGUGUGCCCCCAACUGUCCUGAGUACUCUGGGCCAAGGAGGGCCAUGAUUAUUCCGGCUGGAACCCCCGAGACCAGCUUGCUGCGGGUUUUGGUCCUGGGACUGAGCACCCUCGCUUCCUUCUCACUGGCUCAGCUGGAGCUGCACGUGCCCACCGGCCUCAACAAAUUGGAGGCGGUAGAGGGAGAGGAAGUGGUGUUGCCCGCCUGGUACACGAUGACAAGGGAGGAGUCUUCAUCUCACCCCUGGGAGGUGCCCAUCCUGAUUUGGUUCUUGGAACAAGAAGGGAAGGACCUAAACCAGGUGCUGUCCUAUAUCAAUGGAGCUUUGUCAAAAAAACCUCGAGUGUCCCUUGUCCACUCUAUCUCCACACGGAACGUGUCUCUGAGGCUGGAGGCCGUCCAGGAGGAAGACUCUGGAACCUACCGCUGCUCUGUCAAUGUACAGGACAGUGAAAGCACAGGCCUGGGUCACAGCACCAAAAGCCUAGAACUCAAAGUGCUGGUCCCUCCAGCUCCUCCAUCCUGUAGUUUCCAGGGUGUACCCUAUGUGGGGACCAAUGUGACCCUGAACUGCAAGUCCCCAAGGAGUAAGCCUACUGCGCAAUACCAAUGGGAGAAGCUGGCCCCAUCCCCCCAGGUCUUCUUUGGACCAGCCUUAGAUGCUGUCCGUGGAUCCUUAAAGCUCACCAACCUUUCCACUUCCAUGUCUGGAGUCUAUGUUUGCAAGGCUCAAAACAGAGUGGGCUUUGGCCAGUGCAACGUGACCCUGGAAGUGAUGACAGGAUCUAAGGCUGCUGUGGUCACUGGAGCAGUUGUGGGCACUCUGCUUGGGUUGGUGCUGCUGGCUGGACUGGUCUUGUUAUACCAACGCCGGAGCAAGACCCUGGAGGAGCUGGCCAAUGAUAUCAAGGAAGAUGCCGUUGCUCCCCGGACUUUGCCUUGGACCAAAGGCUCAGACACAAUCUCCAAAAAUGGGACGCUUUCCUCCGUCACCUCAGCACGGGCUCUCCGGCCACCCAAGGCUGCUCCUCCAAGACCUGGCACAUUUACUCCCACACCCAGUGUCUCUAGCCAAGCCCUGUCCUCACCAAGACUGCCCAGGACAGACGGGCCCCCACCUCAGGCUGUAUCUCUGAGCCCAGGUGGGGUUUCUUCUUCUGCUCUGAGCCGUAUGGGCGCUGUGCCUGUGAUGGUGCCUGCUCAGAGUCAGGCUGGGUCUCUCGUGUGACAGCCCAGGCACUCAUUGACUAAAUCUGGUGUCUCACCUUCCUGUAAAGGUCACCUGUGGUACAGAGGAAUGAAUCUUGGGGGGAUAGCCACACUCGAGACCUCCAGUCCUCUGCCCCUACCUCCUUUUAUUUUUGGAAAACUGGGCCUCAGUAGACUGAAGUCUGGGUCGAAGGAGAAACAAAGGAAGUGGACCUGAGAAGCGGGGGAGG